GAAAAUUCUUCUUUCGCAAUGUGCUCUUUGACCCUGCCUGAAGACACGUGACCUUCAGUGGCACAUCACAUUAGAUCAGCUGAUCUUUUCACAGCUCGCCUUGGCGAGCCUCACCAACACUUGUCCACACCGCGUCACAGAGCAGACUGGAGAGUAAUCGCUCUGCAUCCUCAUCGCAUGGCUUCUUCAUCCUCAACUUCUUUUCGGCCCCAGGCUCCGCCCUCCGUCACCCCCUCCGACAUUCAACAAACGAUCGCCCUCAUCCAAUCCCUCUCCGCACCCGCAUCGUCCACCGCGGUACAGGAGAUCCAGUCGACGCUCCUCUCGCUGCAGCGCGCCCCCGCAGCCUGGUCCCUUGUCCUCCCGCUGCUAUCUUACACGGCGGACCCCAACGUCCAAUUCUUUGGCGCGCACACCGCGCAGGCGAAGAUCGCGCGAGGCGAGGCCGACGCGCAGCUCCCCGCGCGCGAGAGGAACGGGCUACGGCGGCUGCUCCUCGGGGUGCUGGGUGCACGGGACGCGGUGGGCGCGAGCGUGCGUGGGACCGGCGUCGUGCGGCGCAAGGUGUUCGGUGCCAUCGCGGCGCUCGCUGUGCGCGUGUGUUCCCGGGAUCCGAGACUUGUUCGAGCGGCCGGAGAAGAAGAGGGCGAGGUAGACGAGAGUUGGGAUACGUGGAUCACGGAUGUCGUGCAGACGCUGGUCGAUGCAGGGGCACCCGGGGCGCAGAUUCACGAGUUUUUGGCUGGUGCCGCGGAGGAUGUGGGGUCUGCACAGCUGCUACCUCAGCCCAAAAUCCGCCUGGAAUCGACUCUCCGCCGAGCUGCGCCACUCGUUCUGCCUUCCGUCGCCAGCGCCAUCUCUGUCCACCUACAAACACCGACUACACCUUCAGAAGAGCUCACGGCAGCGCUUGGAUGCUUCACCGCAUGGCUUCCUACAACACUGCUUCCGGACUCCGAGAUCGCUGCUCUGGUGCCGCAACUAAUCUUACUACUCUCGUCCUCGAAUUCGGCAGUCCUCGAAGCGGCCACACGGACCCUGACGGACCUUCUCUCGAGUCCCCCAACGUCUUGGUCGCCGUCCGUCGUCCUGGAGCCGCUGAUGCUCUGGGCAGGGCGGGCAUUUGAGCCGUGCCUCGAUCCACGCUAUGAAGUCCCCUCGUACUCCUCCUACGGCGUAUCGGCUGGUGACAAUCUGCCGAAACAGACACUCAGGCUGCUGCACACACAUGCGGGGCUGGUGAUCUCACUCGCAGAAAGCGGAGUCGAGUGGGUCGCAGCGCACAUCGUCGACGCGUCGCCGGUUUCCGGCGAUCAAGUCCCGCGCGCUAUUCUCGCGCAAGGCUUAAUGCGCAUGAUGCUGGCGCUAACGGCUCUGGAUCCCGGCGGGAUCAUCUUGUUGCCACACGCCGGCGAUGAUGAUGACGGGGAUGAGGGCGUUGUAGCAGGGGGACCGCUCAGUUUCUGGUAUCUCCUGCAGGAGGCGCUCUGGGAGGUCCCGGUCGCGGGCCACGAUGCGACUCCGGAUGAUCGGGAAGAUGACGAGCUGGAGCGGCUGCGAAUGGGCGGGGGGCUCGGUGGGACCCCAUUCACGCCUGCGGCGUCGAGGACGGCCUCUUUCGGAUUCUCGUCUGCAUCAGAUGCGCUAGGAUCAGAAAAGGGAAGAAAGGCGCACUCGACGGCGCUGUAUGUUGCUGUUGUGCGGCUUUUGCUGGCGAAGAUCACGCAUCCGGCACCGGGCGCUUGGGACGACGAUCAGUUGGAGGUGUUUGCGGUGUACAGGCGCGACGUGGGAGACACAUUGUUGAAUGCGUACUACAUCCUCCGAGACGACCUGCUUGUCUUCUACGUGUCACAGGUUGAAGCAGGUCUAGACAGCCGGUUUGCAUCGUCUGCUGGAUGGGAGCCGAUCGAAGCGGCAUUCUACUCGCUUUCCGCACUGCAUGAAGCGCUCGAUACCGAGUCCUUGACGCAGAAUCCGAGCAGCGCGGGAGCAUUAGCGCUCCAGCGCCUGUUCCGCGAAUCUAUCUGGGGACGACUACCUGGUCCCGCUAGCAAGAGCGUGGCCGAGAGCAGACUACGGAGAACGGCUUUGGGCCUGAUAGACACAUUUGCAAGCUACUUCGCGACAGAUGCGGGCGGGGCUGCGCUAGGUGUUGUGCUAACGUAUGUAGUCGCUGCUUUGACCGGGCAGGAAGUGGGAGAGGAGGAUAGCGUAUGUCUCAGUGCCGCACUUGCGCUGCGCUCGCUGUGUGACGCCAACCGGCGUGCGCUGGCAGGGCAGAUUGCCGCAUUUGGACAGGUGUACGCGCGAUUGAGUGUUGUCGGGGAUACGGAGAAACCCAAGAUCCUGCAGAGCAUUGCGAGUGUCAUCCAGGCGUUGCCACCGCACGAAGCAGUCGACCCGCUCGAGGCCAUUGUCGGGCCUGCAGUACAGGGUGUGCGGGAGGCAAUCACAGCUGGUGCAGGUACUCAGGACGACGAGCCCCGGCUCCAAGCAAUCUUGCAGCUUUCCAUCAUUGCCGGCAUCGCACGGGGCCUGACGCGAGCAGACGCAGAGUCGUUUUCCCUGGACGAUGACGAAGAAGACACCUCGUCCUCUCCGACACCAUUACAACUCAUCCACGCCGUUCGCUCCGAUCCCCGAAUCGCCUCGCUACGAGACGCGAUCUUCGAGUGCAUCUCGAGGACACUGCAGCUCUGGUCGACGGAUGCGGAGGUGUGCGCCGUGCUGGGCGAUGUCGUGAAGAGCAUCACCGCCUUGCCGGCGGACGUGACGUUGCUGACGCUACCCGGUCCCCCCGUCCUACGGCUGGUCGUGUCGGUCGCGGAGCAGCAGCUGAGCGCGAGCUGGCUGAGUCUCGCUGCGGGCCUGGUGGCAGCGAUGAAUCCGCCCCCGGCCAUCCUGGCAGCGCGCACGCAGCCCAAUGCGGAGGCGGAAGAGUGUGUGACCGCUGCGCUCGGUGUGCUGGCCCGCGCUGGGCUGAGGGUGUUUGAGGGGAACGGGAUCGUCGACCACCCGGAUAUCGUGCAGGACUUCUUCGGGCUGAUGGACCGGAUUGCGCAGGACUUUACGGCUUCGUUCGCGUCGCUUCUAUCGACGCCGUCGACAUCGGCGCCGUCGCUCUUCGACGCGCUUAUUCAGACCACUCUCAUCGGCAUCUCGCUGCCCGAGCGGUACUCGUUCGUCGGCGCGACGAAUUUUCUCGCGACGCUCAUCCACCGGCUCGCGCUCUUCUCGCCCAUCUCCGAUGCGAUGCGCACCGUCCACCGACACCUCGUCCUCGUCCACGGUCGGAACGUCGUCAAGGUCGUGCUGGAGGGGUUCGCGGGCACUGCGCCCCGCAGCGCGAUGAACAACCUGCUCGAGCUCCUCGGCGCGAUCGUCUCGCGGUGGGACGACGCGCUGCUCGGCGCGCAGGGCGGUGCGCGAAACUGGGUCCCGCAGAUCCUGGCCGCGGAGGAUUUCUAUCCUGCGAGCCGGGCCGGGCCGGAAGCCAAGGAGCGCUUCGCGAAGGUUGUUGUGAGCAGCCGCAGUGUGAAGAAAACGAAGGAGGCAGCGAACCAGUUUAUGAUGGUCAGCCGGGGAUUGGAAGGCGGGCUUUUCGGGUAUGUCACACAGUCGUAGAUUGUGGGAUAGGUUGUGUAUAUAGACUGCACUGCGGGCUGUAUAUUAUUUAUGUAUACACUCUAGAAAUCUCAAGACUAUUCCGCGGAACAGCAGUUACUGCACGCGUGAA
Mycena citricolor is the source of this 3739-nucleotide messenger RNA. The record is from the annotation of a GenBank genome assembly. NCBI's taxonomy places the organism in Eukaryota, Fungi, Basidiomycota, Agaricomycetes, Agaricales, Mycenaceae.